Capsicum annuum is the source of this 1177-nucleotide messenger RNA. Its product is annotated as polyubiquitin-like. The record is from RefSeq and is a predicted model, not a curated record. Gene Ontology annotation, biological process: protein ubiquitination; modification-dependent protein catabolic process. Gene Ontology annotation, molecular function: ubiquitin protein ligase binding; protein tag activity. Gene Ontology annotation, cellular component: nucleus; cytoplasm. The transcript is spliced from 2 exons. NCBI's taxonomy places the organism in Eukaryota, Viridiplantae, Streptophyta, Magnoliopsida, Solanales, Solanaceae. The coding region runs from base 388 to 930 and encodes 180 amino acids.
GAAGAUUAGAUAAGCACUGGUUCACAUUUGGAUUCGCCAUAAUGCCCCUUGCCACCUAAUUAGAGUAGAAGCUUUUACGGUGUUUCCUGUCUUUUUACAUAAACUCUUCAUCUUCUAUUGGCUCUUGUUCUCCCUAGAAAAGCACUCAGCAUUUAAGGUCAAGUGUGCGUGUGUUUGUUGGGGAGGCAUUUGUUUGAGUUGACGGGAGAAUUUGAAAAGAGGCACAUCAAGUAAUCAAGUCGAAAUAGAAAUGGAUCCUCAAGAGAGUAUUCUCUUUCCUUCUUCAUGUUAUCCUAUUACUUAAAUUUCUUUGUUUUUCCUAUGUACCUUUCUAUUUUUAGAUGAAACUUGCACGAUUAGAAAGAUCCAUGGUCACAGGAUCGAACGAUGCGGAUCAUUAUUCAAGAUGACACUUAUAGAGACGUGAUUAAUUGGAAGUCGUUACCAAAAUCUUUUCUGCCGAAUACUGUAGAAGUUGCCAAAGAUGCUGCGCAUUCAGAAUCCAAAACUUUUCUUCUAAUGGUUGAACCAGAUGACAGUAUAGCUGCAGUUAAAGCCUACAUUCAAGAGGAAAAGGGAAUCCCUUUUAAGAAACAGAAGUUGUUGAAUGAAGAUGGGGGAGUCAUGAGAGAUGCACUGACUCUUCUUUCUGCAGGAAUCAAAAAAGGAUCUACCUUAAUCCUUCGAUAUGCACCAAUAACGCAAAUCAUAGUGACAACGCUUAGUGGUCGCAGGUUUAAGUUAAUGGUUGAGAGUGAUGACACCGUUGCAGAUGUUAAGGCAGCCAUUCAAGAAAAGGAAGGUAUUCGAUUUCAUAAACAAAGGAUAAUAUAUGAUGGACGACAACUCCAAGAUCAUGUGCUUCUUGUCGACUGCGGAGUUCAGUAUAAGAGUGUUCUGAGUGUGGUCUUAACGCUGUGCGGUUGUUGAAUAUGGCACUAUCAGUAAAGAAUGUGGUUGCUUCUUUUUUUGUGUGUGGAAUAAUUGAUCUUUAGUACUCUGUUUUUUCUCUGUUUUGUAUUUGUUCAACAAAUACCAGCAAGUUAAGAGUCAGUUUGUUCUCAAUUUGCAUAAUCUAUGUGAAAAAUCAGUGGUUAUUAUUGUGAUUUUGACAUUCUGGCCGGUGCUCGGUUGGUUUUGAUCUAUUAAUACUAUGAUCCAUUUUUGAUGCUUUUUA